Medioppia subpectinata is the source of this 1259-nucleotide messenger RNA. NCBI's taxonomy places the organism in Eukaryota, Metazoa, Arthropoda, Arachnida, Sarcoptiformes, Oppiidae. The record is from the annotation of a GenBank genome assembly.
AUUUUACUGUUAAUUGUAUUGACUUUUGUUUGGUUUCACUUUAAAAUCACUAAUUAUUACGAAAAUCACAACAAAAACAUUAAACCAAUCGCUCGUCAAAUGGUCUCAAACUUAUCGAAACCAUCCGAAGAAGUAUUGACACCAUUUUCGGUGAAUCAAUUGAAACGAGCCAUUGAUGAGAUCAAUCAACGACAAGAAGUGCACAAUUUGAAGACAUUUGGUCCACUUUUAGACAAUGAUUUGGUUGUCAUAAUACAAGUGCACAACAGAUCCGACUAUUUGUUGUCUUUGAUUGAAUCGUUUGCCAAAACUAAACACAUCGAAGAAGUGUUGCUAGUCUUCAGUCACGAUCUCUUUGAUCCGAAGAUCAAUUCAAUGGUCACUUCCAUUACAUUUUGCAAAACAAUACAAAUAUUUUACCCGAAAUCUCUUCAAUUGAAUCCCAACUCAUUUCCGGGCGAUUCGGCCGAAGAUUGUCCUCGAGAUGUGACCGUAAAAGAUUUUGAUUUGGAUGUGACUGAAAGGGCGCUAAGGAUUGGUUGCAAAAACCGAUUCAAUUCCGACUCUUACGGCCACUUCAGAGAAGCGAAAUUCACUCAAACUAAACACCAUUUCUGGUGGAAAGUGAACGCAGUGUUGGACGGACUGGACAUCACUCGACACCAUUCCGGCCACUUUAUGUUUUUAGAAGAAGAUCAUUACUUAUCGCCCGAUACUUUUAAUGAUGACAAAAGCAAAGUGAUAACAUUGGGCUCUUAUGUCCGUUCCGUUGAAUUUAACAAAAAUGCGGACAAAAUUGAAAGAAGUCGUUGGAUUUCUAGUCGACAUAAUAUGGCAUUUAUUAUUGAUCGGGAUUGGAGUUUGCAAUUUAUAAGCGAAAAUUGUCUCAAAUCACCGCUUAAUACACUAUUCGUUUCCAUCCCGAGAGUGUAUCACACGGGAGAGUGUGGUCUCCAUCACAAGACUAAACGUUGCAAUAAUAAAGAGAUGAUUGAGACAAUUGAAGACACAUUUAAGGUGUCAAAGAAUUAUCUCUUUCCCAAACAAAUGAUUUUACAACAAAAAAGUCAAAAGCCUUUCCGAAUGCCAAAAGCGAACGGAGGGUGGGCUGACCCUCGAGACCAUGAGUUGUGUCUUAAUCACACUCAUCAAUAUUUUUAAUAAUUUCAUAUCAUAUAAACAAUAAGGAAAUAACGAUUCUUACAAUCAAUCCUCAUUUUCCAAUCACCAGUCAGUGAUGGUGUGAAUCAAGUGGCAAU